Messenger RNA from Gossypium arboreum, 2393 nucleotides. RefSeq lists its product as uncharacterized. NCBI's taxonomy places the organism in Eukaryota, Viridiplantae, Streptophyta, Magnoliopsida, Malvales, Malvaceae. The record is from RefSeq and is a predicted model, not a curated record. The coding region runs from base 450 to 2072 and encodes 540 amino acids. The transcript has 2 exons.
CUCUUGAGGCUUAUAACUCCAUUUUUGUUUAUUUUAUAUUUCUUUAUUUUGUCAUGUCAUCCCUUCAACUGAGUUGACCCCUCUUUCUAUCUGCAACUUAAGGCUUAAGUCUUUGUGUCCAUUGCGUGUGCCAGCUAUGCUUUGGAUCCUUGGCGGGUGGAACAAUCUAUACCCAACUGCCUGCUAUAAAUUGAGUAUGUUAACCUUUCCCACUUCCUACAUAAAUCCACCCACUUCUGUUUCUGUCCUUAAACAACAAAAAUAAAACUACUUUGCAUCUGCCCCUCUUAGCCAUUCAAGGGAAUUUGCUGAAAAAUCAGGGAAGACUUACAUUCGAGUUUCAAUUUGUGGCAAAGGGUUCUGAGUUGCAAGGUACAUUUGAAUCAAUUGUUAGCGGAGGAAAAAGGGUGAAGAAGGAAGAACUGCAUUUCAAAGCGAAGGUAAAGGAUAUGGAGCCAAACCAUGAGAAGGAAGGGAACGUUGAGGUCGAACUUGAAUUGAAGACCAAAUCAGUGGAGGAGGAUAAGGGGGAGAAACAUAAAGAGAAGGAAAAGGAAAAACACGAGGAUAGUGAAAUUGGAGAAAUAAAGAACAAAGAGGAGAAAAAGAAAGAAAAAAAGGAGAAGAUGCACAAAGAUGAAGAAGAUGAUAAGAACACAAAGAAAAAAAAGAAAAAAGACAAGGAGGUGAAGAUGAAGAAAGAAGGAAAACACGAGGAUAAAGAGGUGGUAGAAGAUGAUGAAGAGAAAGAAGAGAAGAAGAAGAAAAAAGAAAAGAAGCAAAAGGAGAAACAGGUUGAGGGAGAAGAAGAUGAAGAGAAAGAUGAGAAGAAAAAGAAGGAGAAAAGUAAAGAAAAGAAGCACAAGGAUAAGGAUCAUGAGUUAGAUGAAGAUGAAGAGACUAGAGAGAAGAAAAACGAGAAGGAUAAGGAGAAAAAGAAAAAAAAGAAGCUGAAAGAUGAAGAGGAAGAGGGAGAGGAGAAAGCGACAGAGACAGAGAAGAAGAAAGACAAAGAGGCAAAGGAGGAGAAGAAGAAAGAAAAGAAUAAGGAUAAAGUAGAAGGAGAUGAAGAUGAAGAAAUAGAAGAGGGAAAGAAAGAAAAGAAGAAAGACAAAGAAGCAAAGGAAAAGAAGAAAGAGAAGAAGAAGAAGGAUGAUGUAGGAGAUGAAGAUGAAGAAUUAGAAGAGGGAAAGAAAGAAAAGGAGAAAGACAAAGAGGCAAAAGAGAAGAAGAAAGAAAAGAAGGAUGAGGUAGAAGAAGAUGAAGAAGAAUUAGAAGAGGGAAAAAAAGAAAAGAAGAAAGACAAAGAAGCAAAGGAGAAGAAGAAAGAAAAGAAGAACAAGGAUGAGGUAGAAGAUGAAGAUGAAGAAUUAGAAGAGGGAAAGAAAGAAAAGAAGAAAGACAAAGAGGCAAAGGAGAAGAAGAAAGAAAAGAAGAAGAAGGAUGAGGUAGAAGAAGAUGAAGAUGAAGAAUCAGAAGAGGGAAAGAAAGAAAAGAAGAAAGACAAAGAGGCAAAGGAGAAGAAGAAAGAAAAGAAGAAGAAGGAUGAGGUAGAAGAAGCUGAAGAAUUAGAAGAGGGAAAGAAAGAAAAGAAGAAAGACAAAGAGGCAAAGGAGAAGAAGAAAGAAAUGAAGAAGGAUGAGGUAGAAGGUGAAGAGAAAGAAGAGGAGGAGGAGAAGAAAGACAAAGAGGAUAAAGAUAGUAAGUACAAGGAUGAAGAGGAAGAAAUCGACGGGGAGGAAAAGAAGAAAGUCAAAGUGGAAAAGAAUGUUGUGAAGGGUGAGAGUGGCAUAACCUCCAGGGAAAUUGUAAUAGAAGAUACUGGGAAAGAACCAGAAGGUGAAGGAGACCAAGAGAAGCAAAAGGGUAAAGCAAAAGAAGAGAAAGAUAAUAACAAUAAAUGUGAGAAGAAGAGAAAAUUUGAGGGGAAGGACAAAAGCAAAGAUAUUAGCAAGCUGAAACAGAAGUUAGAGAAAAUUAAUAGCAAAAUAGAUGCCCUACUUGAGAAAAAGGCAGACAUCCUAAGGCAGAUUAAUGAAGCUGAGAACACGACCAAUGAAGUUGCUGUGUAAUUGCAUACAUGGACUGACUGUGGUAUAGCACUAUGCACUAGUGUGUUUUACACACGCAUUUUUUUUUUUUGUAAUAGUAUGUAUAAUGUUUACAUGGAUAAUAUAGAUUCCCCCAAAGGUUCAUAUAUCCAUCACUCUGAUAUGAAAAUGACAGCUAGAAAUUUACAGCGUGAAAAUUUGUGACUUUGGAAUUGUAAGAAUCUUAUAAUAAUGAAUCGUUCCAGUUAGCAUUGAUGGAACUGUUAUAUGGAGAUGAUCAUUUUAUGUAUCCUUGGAAGAAAAGUUGAUCCUGGAGCCUUUAUUGAAUUAUCUCUUUUAAAA